AUGGAAUGGUCUCCAAACUCGGCUCAGAAUGCAUAUCUUGAUACCCUUAAACUGUGCAGUAAACAUGAAGAACAGUGCGAGUCGAGUCAAACAGCAGAACCGGAGAGCAGGGAGUUCAUAUCGGCCUUAGCAGCAGGCAUGAACGCCAAGCGCAUUGUGGAGGUGACAGCAGAGGCUUCCCCCUCCACAAUAGCUCUAGCGGCAGCAGCCCGACAAACCGGAGGGAAGCUGGUGUGCAUUGUUCCAGAGCCAAGUCUAGACGAAUCCCAGAAGGUGAUCGACGACACAGGGCUGAACGAGAUGGUGGAGUUCAAGACGGGGGACCCUGUUGAGAUACUGCCAAGCUGCGAGAACAUCGACUUCUUUCUCGUCGACUGCAAGGCCGACAACUACACGGAUUUGCUGGAGCUGGUGGACGUGAAUCCCAGAAGAUCGGUGGUGGUGGCAGACAACCUGGUGGAGGGGAGACGAGGGCUGGGAGGGCACAUGAAGGGAAUCGAAAACGAAGGCACAGUCAGGUCCACCAAGCAUCCCAUAGGGAAGGGAAUGGAGGUGACCAUGAUUGAGGGGAGCGACGUCGAGCCCCUCAAGUGGCAACAUCAUCAUCAUCAUCAUCCCCCCAGUAGAGCAGCCCAUGCUAGACCUAAUAAGGCUGCUUCCAGGAAUAAUAGGACCCGUAAGAGCCGUUGGGUUAAGAAGGUUGAUGAGAACAGUGGGGAAGAACACAUUUACAGGAUGCCUGAAUCUCAAUAG
Messenger RNA from Diospyros lotus (date-plum), 753 nucleotides. RefSeq lists its product as uncharacterized. The transcript has 2 exons. The record is from RefSeq and is a predicted model, not a curated record. Bases 1 to 753 code for a protein of 250 amino acids. Lineage: Eukaryota; Viridiplantae; Streptophyta; Magnoliopsida; Ericales; Ebenaceae.